This is a messenger RNA of Ambispora gerdemannii, 369 nucleotides long. The record is from the annotation of a GenBank genome assembly. Lineage: Eukaryota; Fungi; Glomeromycota; Glomeromycetes; Archaeosporales; Ambisporaceae.
AUGCAACAUUCAAUGCAUUUCCCACAACAAACCUCAUCAUCAAUGUUGUCCUCACACUCUUCUCCACAAAUGUCACGACAAAAGCGUCGAAUCAGUUUUGCCUAUAUUUACAGCGUAUCCUUUCUAAAAAUGCGACAACUGUCUAUUGACGAAAAUCUUCGUGACGUUGUGUUGAUUUCGACUUGGCUUCAAAGACAUUUGAACAAACGACAAGAAACUCAACGACUACAUCAACAACAAGAGAUCGAAGAACAAGUGAGGCGAUUAGGACUUUAUGAAGAUAAUACAGAUUUGUAUGAAUUAAGUAAUAAUGAAAUGGAAGAGGGUGAAGACGAAUUUGAUUGUCGUGGUAUAAAAAUUCAAAAAUGA